AUGAAGAAGGCUCAUCUAGGGAUACGCCUGACCACCAGCCAACAACAUCCAAAAGUGCAGAUGCCCACAAUAUUUGGGGGCGGCCUCAUAGCGCCUGGUAUGAUCACUCGAGCCAACCUACUGUGGCGCUCGGAGCUUUGGCGCUAUGAGCUUUUGGUGCUAAUUGAGCUGUGGUCAGCAGUGAGGCCUGGAUACGAUUAUAUGUUCGGUUUGUUGGCAUCCCACGAUCCUCGCUUUGUGUCAAGUGCAAAGUUCUUCUUAAGUACAAAAGCUGAAGCUGAAACCGUUGACAACGAUGAGCGAUCCGUUAACCGAGAUACUGAAAAACCUAAAGGGGAAGGAGAGAAGUUGGAAUUCCAAGCAGAAACUCGCAUGUUACUUGAUAUUGUGGCAAAGUCUCUAUAUUCGGAAAAGGAGGUAUUCAUCAGAGAGCUGAUCGCUCGAAUGCGAGCGAUGCGCUGGAGAAGCUCAGGUACCUCAGUUUGUCCGAGGGUGCUGGUGUAGAUUCUCUGGGCAACACUGAAAUCCGGAUCUUCACAGACAAGCAGAACAGAACCUUCAUCAUCCAGGACACAGGGGUCGGCAUGACUAAAGAAGAAACUAAUCUCUAACCUAGGUACAAUAGCACGGUCUGGAUCCAAAGCCUUUCUGGAGCAGCUGAAGAGGCAAGGGUGGUGCAGUAGCAGGCAGGCACCGUGAUCGGUCAG
Molecule: messenger RNA, 707 nt
Organism: Homalodisca vitripennis (glassy-winged sharpshooter)
Lineage: Eukaryota; Metazoa; Arthropoda; Insecta; Hemiptera; Cicadellidae
Exons: 6
Coding region: 1-504 (167 amino acids)
Source: RefSeq, a predicted model, not a curated record